AUGGAAGCGGAAGGGAGGAGUGAGCGGGGUAAGCAAAAGAAGGGGCGACUUUGCGGCAGCCUCUGGCCUGACAGCUACCCCGCUGCUGGGACCCUGACCUCCACAGUAGAUGUGAGCCCUCAGCCCAGCAAGAACCUUUCUGGUGUAGGCGUGCGGAGACCAAGGCUUUCCCCCCAAGGAGGACAGAGGGGUCGCCUGCACUCCCGGCGCCGCCACCGCACCACCUUCAACCCAGGGCAGUUGGAACAGCUGGAGACAGCCUUUGGGAGGAAUCAGUACCCCGACAUUUGGGCCCGAGAGGGCCUUGCCCGGGACACAGGCCUCAGCGAGGCCAGAAUCCAGGUCUGGUUCCAGAACCGCAGAGCUAAGCAGAGGAAGCAAGAACGGUCGCUGCUCCAGCCACUGGCCCAUCUGUCUCCUGCCACCUUCUCUGGUUUCUUGCCUGAGUCCCCUGCAUGCCCCUACUCCUACCCAACACCACCUCCACCCAUGACCUGCUUCCCUCACCCCUACAACCAUGCCCUUCCUUCUCAGCCCUCCACCGGUGGUUCCUUUGCUCGACCCCACCAGUCUGAAGACUGGUACCCCACCUUGCACCCACCCCCCACUGGUCAUCUGCCCUGUCCCCCACCCCCAACCAUGCUUCCCCUCAGCCUUGAGCCACCAAAGUCCUGGAACUAA
Molecule: messenger RNA, 681 nt
Organism: Canis lupus familiaris (dog)
Lineage: Eukaryota; Metazoa; Chordata; Mammalia; Carnivora; Canidae
Gene: PROP1
Product: PROP paired-like homeobox 1
Exons: 3
Coding region: 1-681 (226 amino acids)
Biological process (GO): regulation of transcription by RNA polymerase II; pituitary gland development
Cellular component (GO): transcription regulator complex
Molecular function (GO): RNA polymerase II cis-regulatory region sequence-specific DNA binding; DNA-binding transcription factor activity, RNA polymerase II-specific
Source: RefSeq, marked provisional